AAGCCAGCAAGGAGUUCAUGAAGAAGAUUAAGCCUGUGAGUUCCGAGCAAAAUCCAAAGAAAGUUGCUCCAACAAUUGCAAGUCUCCCUGCUCCAUCAACAUCAGAGCUUGUAAAAGAACAUGUCUCAAGAUUUUAGGCUAUCAUGCAACAAUGAUUUAAUACAGUAUAUAACAGUGCAAUGUUUUGACUUUGCAUUAAUGAAUUGGCAGUACUCUACCACUCACAGGUAAAUUUGUCUGGUGUUAGGAGGACUACAAUACUUAAUUUAAGUAGAGCACAUCUGUAAAACCACAACAAUUUUCUUGUCAGUGGUAGGGUACUGCCAGUUAAUUGGUUAAUAAAUGAUUUAUGGGAAUUAAUGUUAGUGUGUAUACAUGUCCUGUUGUUCAGUGUUCAGCAAAAGAAAGGAAAUAUGAAAAAAUAUAUUGUCUUUAUCUCUCCUUGAAUCCAGUGUACCGACCAUCAGGUGAUGGGUAAUGUUUUCUUAUUUUCCAUACACAGCAUGAGGGAAUGACUUUCCGAUUACCCUUACCCAAAUGACCAUGUAUCCACAUAACAUAUUGUCUGUAGGCUGCAUGCCUCAUUGCCCGAUUGUCAUAUGUUGGAGUAAAUACAUAUGUAUCUGCUAGACUCCUUAUGACAGUUGCCAAAUUAUCGGAAUCUAGGCAAAUGUUUUGGAAUGCCAAUGUUGUACUGCGGCACAGUCGCCUUUCUUUACAGCAUACCCUCUCUUUGUCUGUUGGCAUCUUACGGCAAUACCCACAAACACAGAACGGUAUCUCAGAUGUCUCGCUUGAUUGUUGGAGUUCCUCUGGACCUGCUGUAACUUUGGUGAUGAAGUCUUUUAACACUAGUGGUCGAGACAUAAAACCCUCCUUUGCCACUUUUACUAGGGUCUCUCUGUCCAACCCAUCAAUCAUUUCCUAAAUAACAGAUGGUAGAGCAAAUAAUUAUAAAAACUUAAACGGGCAGGGCUUUCAAAAUAACCAGAAGGUGUCACAAGGUUUUAGUAAGCUUUCAAUUCUUUUUUUAUAUCCCCACAGCCACCUACUUUAUCAAAACAGACACCUACUCUGAAUAAUUCUGAAAGCCCUGAAAGGGCAAUAUAAACUCCAUCAAAGAAACACAUGGAAACUCUUUAUUGCACCCACAUUGUAAUGGUUACAUAGUUUACACCCUAUGGCUUGUUUCAGUUUAUAGUUGAUUCAUCUUCCUCAAAACAUAUUAAAAUAUUCGGAACGCGAUAAUUGCAAAUACCAUGCAAAUUACCUCGACUGACACUUCACUCUGCUCAUUUGUUUCGCUUUGUGGCGCUACUGUCUCUCUGCCUGUUUGACUCCGAGGUUGUGCCUACAGCAAGAAGAAAAUAAUUGUUUUCUCUAUAUAAAAUAUAGUCAUGAAAGGCACAGCUGCACAAGUACCUUACCUUAUUCUGACAUGGUUUACUAUUGGUACCACAAGAGCAGUUCUCUCCACACAAAACUCCGUUGCCUUUACAAACACAGCCAGUUAUUUUCCCACUUGCAGCGGUUUUCAGUUUGCGCAUACACUGUGAUUUACAUGAGCAAUUCACUGCAGGUGGGGCGAUCGACUGUAAAAUAUACAAAUCAUAUUUAUCAGUAUAAAGUUGUUGUCUAUUUUGCCAAUUAGUUUCAAAUAUUCAUACGAAAAAGCAGACAUUUACCUCGCUAGAUUCAUCUGACUCUUCAAGCGAUGAAUCCAUCGCCAUCUGACUUUCUUCGCUUUGGAAAAGUGAUGAUCCAUAAUAGUUUAAUACAGACGCAUCCUCUUCGCUUUCCGCCAUAUUCAACAGAACUAUAGUAUUUUAUCCUGAUUAUUUACAUAUUUGCGUGAAAUAUGAGCCGUCUGUAUGAUGCUCAUCAAUCAACAGCGGUGUUUAAGGUCACGUGGGGUGGUGUAUUCUGCCUUUAAAGAAGGUUAAAGCAUCUAAGGCACCAGGCCUUGCUAAGAUUUCUAGUAAAUCACUUAAAGCAGCAGGGGACUCCAUAAUUGAAUCACUCAUGUACUUAUUUAAUCUUGUUUUGAACACUGGUAUUUUUCCGGAUGAUAUGAAACUUGCAGAAGUUACUCCAAUCUAUAAAUCUGGAGAAAGGACCAACUGUGGUAAUAAUAGACCUAUUCAGUUCUAUAAUAUCAGUUGUUGCAAAAAUCUUGGAGAAGACUAUUUAUAAUCAAAUAUUUGACUUCCUAAAACAAAAUUCACUUUUGGUGAAUCAACAAUUAGGCUUUGGUCCUCUUUACUCAACCGAAAUUACACUCUUACAUUCCGCUAACCAAUGUCUUAUUAAUAUGGACAAAUGUCUGAUUAAUGACUUUUAUUUCUAGAUCUCAAAAAAAUAUGGAAUAAGAGGAACCGCUUUACAUUUAUUUCAAUCUUACCUCUCUGAAAGAAAACAAAUAUGUAAACUUCAAAAUACAAUGUCAGAAGUUGCUAAUGUAACUUGCGGUGUUCCCCAGGGAUCAAACCUUGGAAAAACUUUCUGUUAUACAUUAAUGACCUCCCUAAUUGCCUAGAAGAAACACAAGCUUCCAUGUGUGCGGACGAUACAAACUUGUCUUGUCGAGGUAAAUCGCCGCAGAAAUCGAAAACAAAAUUAAAACUGACUUAGAAAACGUACAUAAAUGGCUAAUUGCCAACAAAUUAACAUUGAAUCAGGAAAAAACUGAAUGAAUGCUGGUAGGCUCAAGACAGACACUACAACAAUCUUCAAGUAAUCCUCAAAUAGUUAUUGGCAACCAUAUUAUACAGCAGGUCUCAAGUAAGAAAGUUCUUGGGGUCAUUAUUGAUGAACAGUUUAAGUGGAAAGAACAUAACGAUGCAAAAUGCAAAAAAAAUUGCAAUUCAAUUGCUCUCUUGAAAAGAUCAAGGCAUUUUGUAAGUCAAGAUACACUUCUAAACAUGUUCAAUGCACUUGUCCUACCUCAUUUCACAUACUGUUCGAAUGUAUAGAAUGAUGGCAGUUGUGCACAUAUUCAAAAACUACGCCAAUUGCUUAAGCGAGCCUCUCGAGUGAUAACAGGGGCGGAUCAAGGAUUUUUCGUACCUCAGUCAAAAUUUUUUUGGUGGACGGGGCGUUGUCGGCGCUGGGCGUGGUCUCGACUGGGCGUGGUCGACUCCUGACGGGGGGGAGUGGGCGCUAAAUAAUUUUUAUGUUGAUAGUCCGCCACCGGAUUUGUAGAAUUUUCCGUACAUAAAAUGCGAUUUGGUCCCCCCCCCCCACACACACACACACACCUAUUAACCUAAAUCCUAAUUAACCAAAUUAUAAAACAUAUUUAGAUUAAAUUGACAAACUCAAACGAACAUUUGAUUCUUAUCCACAGGCACU
Messenger RNA from Paramuricea clavata, 3351 nucleotides. NCBI's taxonomy places the organism in Eukaryota, Metazoa, Cnidaria, Anthozoa, Malacalcyonacea, Plexauridae. The record is from the annotation of a GenBank genome assembly.